Suncus etruscus (white-toothed pygmy shrew) is the source of this 2521-nucleotide messenger RNA. RefSeq names its product solute carrier organic anion transporter family member 1C1-like. NCBI's taxonomy places the organism in Eukaryota, Metazoa, Chordata, Mammalia, Eulipotyphla, Soricidae. Gene Ontology annotation, molecular function: bile acid transmembrane transporter activity; protein binding. The record is from RefSeq and is a predicted model, not a curated record. Gene Ontology annotation, biological process: sodium-independent organic anion transport; bile acid and bile salt transport; transmembrane transport. Gene Ontology annotation, cellular component: membrane.
GAGGAAAGAAGAAAGAGAAGAGAUUGCCUAGUGCCCUUCAUCUUCCUGCCCUGAGUCCAUCUCAGCACUCCUCAAAUAAUUGAACUGCUCCAAACUGCUGUAUAAUUCACCUGUUUAGUCCUUCAGUGUACAAUUGUGGUCCAAGCCUCUCAAGAGAGAGUUGGAGGAAAGCUCUACCUGCAGACUUUGACAGGUCACAGUGAAGAGCCUUUUCAAAAUGGACAGUUCAUCCACAGAAAAUAUUCAGUUGUUCUGCAAAAAUUCGGCGCAUCCUGUUGAGAGACCAUCUUUCAAAUCAGAAUAUUCAUCCUCAGAGAAAAAACAGUCAUGCUGUGGGGAACUAAAGGUGUUUCUGGGUGCCCUGUCUUUUGUCUACUUUGCCAAAGCCCUGGCAGAAGGUUAUUUGAAGAGUACCAUCACUCAGAUAGAGAGGAGGUUUGAUAUUCCUUCUUCACUGGUGGGUGUCAUCGAUGGUAGUUUUGAAAUUGGGAAUCUCUUAGUUAUAACAUUUAUUAGCUACUUUGGAGCCAGACUUCACCGGCCAAAACUCAUCGGAGGAGGAUGCCUAAUCAUGGGGGUUGGAACACUGCUGGUCGCCAUGCCCCAAUUCUUCAUGGAACAGUACAGAUAUGAAACAUAUUCUCCUUUCUCCAAUUCUACACUCAACCUAUCUCCAUGCCUCUCAGAGUCAGACAAGAAAUUCCAAAUCUCAGUUAUUGAAAAAUUACAAUCUAAACAAAAUAAUGAGUGUGAAAUUGAUGCCAGCUCUUCCAUGUGGAUAUAUGUUUUCUUGGGGAACCUCCUUCGAGGAAUAGGGGAGUCUCCCAUACAGCCACUAGGCAUUGCCUACCUGGAUGAUUUCACCAGUGAAGAUAGCGUAGCUUUCUAUAUCGGAUGUGUCCAGACAGUUGCAAUUAUAGGACCAGUCUUUGGCUUUCUGUUAGGCUCAUUAUGCGCCAAACUGUAUGUUGACAUUGGCUUUGUAAACUUAGAUCACGUAACCAUUACUCCAAAGGACCCCCAGUGGGUAGGUGCCUGGUGGCUUGGUUAUCUAAUAGCAGGGGUCAUAAGUCUUCUAGCAGCAGUGCCUUUUUGGUGCUUACCAAAGAGUCUACCAAGACCUCGCAGUAGAGAAGGUUCCAGUUCCUCCUCUGAGAAAUCCAAAUUUAUAAUAGAUGAUCACACUAACUUUCAAGUACACCAAAGUGAAAAACCCAAACUGAUAGAGAUGGCAAGAGAUUUUCUCCCAUCACUGAGAAAUCUUUUGGGAAAUCCUGUGUACUUCUUGUAUUUGUGUGCCAGCACCCAUUCAGUUCAAUUCUUUAUUUGGCAUUGGUGACAUACAAACGCCAAGUACAUCGAGAGGCAGUAUGGGCAAUCAUCCUCCAAGGCUAACUUUGUUAUUGGACUAAUAAACAUAACCUGCAGUGCCUUGGGAAUAUUCUCUGGGGGAAUUAUUAUGAAAAAGUUCAGAAUUGGGGUCUAUGGAGCUGCCAACUCUAAUUGGGAUCAGCUUUCUUUGGUUACCAUCCUGUUCCUGUCCUUGUUUGCACUGGGCUGUGAAAAUUCUGAUGUGGCAGGACUGACCGUCUCCUACCAAGGAACCAAACCUGUCUCUUAUCAUGAACGAGCUCUCUUUUCAGAUUGCAACUCAAGAUGCAAAUGCUCAGAAUCAAAGUGGGACCCUAUGUGUGGUGAGAAUGGAAUCACUUAUGCAUCGCCUUGUUUUGCUGGUUGCCAAAGCUUCUCCAGGAGUGGAAAAACCAUUAUAUUUUAUAACUGUACCUGUGUGGGAACUUCAACCACUCAUUCAGGAAAUUCUUCAGGCAUGGUGGGCAGAUGCCACAAAGAUAAUAAUGGAUGUCCCAAAAUGUUUCUAUAUUUCCUUGUAAUCUCAGUCAUCUCCUCCUAUACUUUAUCUCUAGGUGGCAUACCUGGAUACAUACUGCUUCUGAGGUGCAUAAAGCCAAAGCUUAAGUCUUUUGCCCUGGGCAUCUACACAUUAGCAAUAAGAGUUCUUGCAGGAAUCCCAGCUCCGGUAUACUUUGGGGUUUUGAUUGAUACUUCAUGCCUCAAAUGGGGAUUUAAGCCAUGUGGAAGUCGAGGAUCCUGCAGAUUGUAUGAUUCCAAUGCAUUUAGACACAUUUAUCUGGGACUAACUAUGAUACUGGGAACAAUAUCCAUUUUUCUAAGUGUUGCAGUACUUCUCAUUUUAAGAAAAAAUUGUGUCUCAAAACACAGAAGCUUCAGAACCAACAGAAAAAGAGCAAUGGUAGCAACAAGAGUCAAGAUCGAAAGUUGUACUACAGGUGAUCAUUUGCUACAAUCUAAUUCCUGGCCAGGCAAGGAAACCCAGCUUUAGGAGAAUAAUAAUUUGAAGCCGACUUUUAAAUUCUGGGAAUUCCACCACCAACUUUAAUCAAAACGGUAUUAAAUGUAUAAAUUCGUUCUCAUUUUUAAAUGUUUUUAAUUUUUUAAAUCCUAAGUAGUAUAUUAUAUACCUGGUAACAAAAAUAAUUCA